Messenger RNA from Durio zibethinus, 1494 nucleotides. Its product is annotated as protein VASCULATURE COMPLEXITY AND CONNECTIVITY-like. NCBI's taxonomy places the organism in Eukaryota, Viridiplantae, Streptophyta, Magnoliopsida, Malvales, Malvaceae. The record is from RefSeq and is a predicted model, not a curated record.
UAUUAAAAAAUAAGACAAAAAAAAGAUGAAUAAUAUAAAAAAUUACGUAUAAAAACAUCGCAAAGCCGCACGCAAUGCACAGCAGCAACGCUUCUGUACCAACUUUACAUUUCUUUUCUUUUUUUCUUCAGACAAAGACUGCCUUAAUCCUAAAGUAACUUGUCUCUCUGUAAGGCAAAAAAAGAGACACUCAGUUUUCAACAAUAAAGACAGUGAAAGAGAAGAGGAGAUGGAAAGAAAGGCUUUAGUUUUAUGCAGUGUUGUGGCCUUUUUGGGGGUAUUAUCAGCCGCUACUGGUUUUGCUGCUGAAGCUACCAGGAUUAAGGUUUCAGAAGUUAAGUUUGUCUCCACUACACAAUGUUCUUAUCCCCGGAGUCCUGCACUUGGUCUUGGAUUAACUGCAGUAGCAGCACUUCUGAUAGCUCAAAUAAUUAUUAAUUUUGCAACUGGGUGUAUCUGCUGUAAAAGAACCCAUCACACUUGGAACUCUAACUGGACAAAAGCUUUUGUCUUCUAUGUUGUUUCUUGGUUCACAUUUAUUAUAUCUUUCCUUCUCUUGCUAACUGGUUCUGCACUAAAUGAUCAACAUGGUGAAGAGAGUGUGUACUUUGGCAACUACUACUGCUAUGUUGUUAAACCUGGAGUCUUUGCUGGGGGAGCUGUCUUAGCCUUUGCAAGUGUCGUUCUUGGAAUCCUCUAUUAUCUUACCUUAAACUUGGCAAAGAACACAACUCGUCCUUGGGGCGAUGCACCUCUUCCUAAUCAAGGUGGCAUAGCCAUGGGACAACCUCAGUUCCCACCCCAGUUCUCUCAAGAUCCUGUUUUUGUGCAUGAAGACACUUAUAACAGGCGGCAGUUCCCGUGAUCAGAAAAUUUCCCUUCCAAACAUUUCACUGAUUUUCUACAGGUGUAGUGGGCAUUUUGGCUCUUGUUAGUCUUGAAAUCAGUUUCGUUGUUGCAUUAUUGUGGGAACCCACCUCUUCGAAAUGCCGUAAGAAGGUAUGGAUAUGGAUCCAGUAUCCAGCUUUAUUACAUUGUGAAAGGAUUUUUUUCUUUUUUUGGGAGGGGGUGUUCUGGGUGGUUAAGAGGCCUUUGUACAUUGUAUAUCAGACUUUGUUUUGACCGCGUGCAUUGCUUGUAAGCAAUUUUCAUUGAAGAUUCCCCAAUAUAAAGUCGUUUAGUUAAUUAGGUAUAAACUUGAGAAGAAACAGCCCAAGCUUUUCGUGAAAAUUUUUUGUUACAUUGGCUAUUGAACUCGAGAUCUGCCACCAAGGGAGGAAUAAAACAAUUAUCAGAACUUCUGGGUCAUAUCCGCUUAAUGAAUAGCAUUGCCAAAUUAUCUGUCAUACACUUGUUACUGAUAGACACAAAAGGCACAUUGUGAGAAACCUAAUCCCACAUGGUUGAAGUAUGUAGCAAUACAACUAGUAAAGGCAUCUCGAAAACAAUGGUAACUAAAAGGAAAAGAACGAGGUAAAUAAAAAAUUCCAACUG